GUAAUUGAAAAUUUGUUAAUUACACCCAGCCAAGAGUUAUCAUCUACCAACAAUUAUUCUGUGAUUGCGUUUCUAACGCUUUAUUUUUAUUGAACUUUUGUUCUUCUUAGUCUGUGCCCACAAAUCAAGUGCUGUGCCUAUAGCUGUCCACUAGAAAAAAAUCUGUGGCUGUGCCUGAGUAUGGGAUAGGUAAGGUGUCAUAGCCAUAGGUAAUAGGUAUAAGACUUAAAAUUUGUAUCUUAAAAAAAGACAACAAUGGAUGUCCUUUUAAAUGUAAAUAAUCAGUCUAAUGGACGGGAUAAACUUGCAAGGCUAGUCCAGUAUGCCAGUAGGCUAGUAUGGCAUCAGCUGCAAAAAAACCAUGCUAAUAAGUAUUCCAUUGAACGAAUCAAAGGCUUGGAAAAUAAUCUCAGUUCAUUUAGAAAGGUUCUAAGAUUAGGAAGGUGCAUAGAUAUAUCUUAUGCAGCAUUGAAUACUAUUCACAUACAGGAUCCAUUCUUAAGAAUAUCCCUGACAGUUAGUAAAAUAGCCCAUGCAUUGUUUUUGUAUGCUGAUCAUAUAGUGUGGCUAACUCGAAGUGGUUUUCUUAAAACUGAUUCAGACAAAUGGAAUCGCACAGCAAAUAAAUUUUGGCUGUUGUCAAUAACUGCUAACUUAGCAAGAGAUGUGUAUGAAAUCUUACAAGUCUUAGAGUUAAACCGAACUACAUUGCUAAAGCCUUCUGAAUUAUUAAGAGGACCUGUUAAUAGUUUUGAUUUUAAUGUUUGUAUAAAACAUUUAUACGCUAUUAUUUAUUGCCAUAAAGAUAUCUUUAUAGAUACUAUAAAAAAUUCAUGUGAUAUUUUUAUACCACUGACUGCACUGGGUUUAACUAAAUUGAACCCGUCAGCUAUUGGUGCUCUUGGCACGGUUUCUUCACUUGCUGCACUUAUAACUAUAGUUAAACCAAUUACUAAACUUGUACCAGCUUAAGUUAGUACCAAAAACUUGUGGUUUAUGCUGUAAUAAUAGUGGUUGUGGAUUAUGAUAUUUCUACUGAUUUAUGUAAUCAAGAAAUUAGGGAAGUGUAUACCAAUUAUUGUUCUAAUAUGCCAAAUAUACAAAUAUUUUAUAUAAAAUUCUUAUUAAUAUCGUCUAUCUAAUACUACUAUCUUCUACUAAAACUAAUAUCUUCUUAUCAUGGAUUAAACAACACAAUACACCCGUAUUGUAAAAAUACUUGGGUUGGGUUUAGAAUUACGUUGCCCGAAUUUGAUGAUACUGAUUAUGUAGGUGUCUCGGGGAACCUUGAUUGAAACACCUCUAAGUGAUUGUUAUUUACUUCAUCACGACGUAAUAACAAGUUACGAACAACCAUGAUAUUUCGGGCGAAAAAAACAAGUACCUACUAAACAAAUAUGCAAACGUUCUAAUAGCCUUCCCUAGAAUAACCAAAUUAAAAAAUAAGAUGUUGACAGUAUUCGAAAUAUUGUUGUAAUGUUUGAAGUGAGACAGUAAGUAGUAAAUGUUAUCAUUUAACAAUAUAACUAUAUAUAGUAUGUACCUAUUUUAAAGAAUGUACUUUUGUCCUUCAAUUAUAUAGCUAACCGCUUACGAUUCUAUACAACUAUGUGAAAAUCUAUCAAAUAAUAAUAAAAUGUAAUCAGUGAAUGUGCAACAUUUUUUAUUAAAUAACCAUGGGUACCUUUGAUAGUCUUUAGU
Molecule: messenger RNA, 1701 nt
Organism: Pieris brassicae (large cabbage white)
Lineage: Eukaryota; Metazoa; Arthropoda; Insecta; Lepidoptera; Pieridae
Gene: Pex11ab
Product: peroxisomal membrane protein 11B
Exons: 4
Coding region: 256-972 (238 amino acids)
Biological process (GO): regulation of peroxisome size; peroxisome fission
Cellular component (GO): peroxisomal membrane
Source: RefSeq, a predicted model, not a curated record